Thrips palmi is the source of this 712-nucleotide messenger RNA. RefSeq names its product COA8 family protein CG14806, mitochondrial (gene Coa8). Gene Ontology annotation, cellular component: mitochondrion. The record is from RefSeq and is a predicted model, not a curated record. The transcript has 3 exons. NCBI's taxonomy places the organism in Eukaryota, Metazoa, Arthropoda, Insecta, Thysanoptera, Thripidae. Gene Ontology annotation, biological process: intrinsic apoptotic signaling pathway. Bases 123 to 653 code for a protein of 176 amino acids.
ACAGUUGAGUCUGGGGUGGGGGCGAGCAGACGACGCACGACGAUCGAACGACGGAAUAGUUUGACAUGUGAAUGUUAGAGGUUUGAGCUUUUCUUUUUAAACCGGUCAUAAUUUUAUUGACAAUGGCUCGUUUUCUACCUCGACCGUUCUCCCCGUCUCAGUGUUAUGAAAAUCGGUGUUUUCUUUUGGCUCCAACUAAAUUUUCUUCUAAACUCUAUAGCUCCAGCUCCAGUGAAACAAAACAUCAACCACCAAAUCCCGCAGAAAUCAAGAAUGAUAUGAUUGGACCUCCAAAUCAGUUGUCAAAUUUGAGACCUGUUGUGUUCUCCAUACCGCGAAAUGAAUCAAAAUUGGAAAGAGAGUUUAGGUUGGAAAGAGACAAAGUUCAGAAGUGGAAUGAAGAUUUUUGGAUCAGGCAUAAUUCUGCUUUCUUGAAGGAGAGCAAUGAAUUUCGUCACAAGAAGUUGCAGUCAUCAACAGACUCAGAUAACAAAAGUCUAAGCGCUGAAGAAAUGUCAGAAUAUUAUAAGAAUUUUCUAGACAAAAACUGGAGGUUGCAUGUAUCUUACAACUUCCAAUGGUAUCGGAAAAAUUUUAAUCUGUUGUACAUGGCUUUUAAAGUCCAAUUAUCAAAAUUAACAUUUUCAAAAUAAGUGUGUUUUAUAACGUUGUGGUCUCAAAGUAAUAAUUAGAGCCAAUAUACCAAAUCUGA